Molecule: messenger RNA, 1884 nt
Organism: Rhododendron vialii
Lineage: Eukaryota; Viridiplantae; Streptophyta; Magnoliopsida; Ericales; Ericaceae
Exons: 3
Coding region: 234-1460 (408 amino acids)
Source: RefSeq, a predicted model, not a curated record
CAAUGCCAUUACAAAAUAGUACUCCGAUGGAGACUGAAUUUACUACUAUAUCGGUGUCCUGAUUCAGUCAGAAUUCUUCCUUGGGAGAGAGAUUCUUCUGUCUCCUUUUUUUCCUUUCUAAUAAUACCCACAAUCCAAUCUCCCAAUUAUGUUGUUCAGAACCUAUAGCCCCUGGCUUCAGUAGGGCAAGGGCCAGACGGUGGAGCUCUACUUGUGAGUUUGUCCAAGAAGAUAUGAGGAAUGCUUCAGAUUUUUCUUGCUCCCCAUCAUCUUCAUCAAACCCAGAGUCUUACGUUGGACCUGGUGAUGCAGCUAUUAAAUCUGACCAGACCAUCCCAGGUUGCAUGCCAAAGAUGCCCUGUAACUGUAAAUCUGAGUCAAAUAUGUGGCCACACCUCCAACCCACUUGUGGACACCAGAAAGACUUUUCGCAUGAACAGCUAAAUGCCUUAGAGCUUGAAACUUUGAGUGCGAACUGUUUUGAUGAAAUUGUCAAGUUUGGGGUACCAAAGAAUAAGGACAUGGGGGAGUUCUGGCAUAUCGAUGAUCAAUUGAUGAAUUUAGACUCUUUUGAUUUGACCUGUGAAGAACCCAAGAAGCUUGGUUCUGAAUUGGAGUCCCAUUGGAUUGGAGCUGAGAAGACUGGACCUUGGUGGCGAAAAGCUGGUAAAGAUGAGUUAGCUUCCUUGGUUUUUCUCAAGUCACUUGAGAAUGUUGAAAACUGUGAUCUUCCACCCCAGACCGAGAAAUUUGGGAGGGCAGCAUCAGCUCGUCCCCACUGUUUUUACCACAGAAAGAAUGUGGAUUCAUUUUUAGAUCAAGUGGCUGACAAAGGGAUCUCCAAUUUGGCUUACUAUGCGCAGGUAAGCCCCAAUUCAGGAAGCAUGGAUGAAACACACUGCACUCUGAGCGAUUUUGGUGGUUUACCUCUUGGGCUAGACGACCCAUUCAGGCCCACCUCCUUUAGCAACAGUGAUCCUAACAAAACCAAUAUGGAUAAGAGAGAAACUCCUCAACAACCUGGUGCUGACCUCAGUAAAGACGAGCUCUUAGAAGCACUCUGCCAUUCUCAAACCCGAGCAAGGGAGGCCGAGAAAGCGGCACAAGAAGCAUCCAAUGAGAAGGAUCAUAUUGUCAAGCUCUUUUUCAGGCAAGCAUCUCACCUAUUUGCUUACAGGCAGUGGUUCCAAAUACUGCAGCUGGAGAACUUCUGCCUCCAGCUUAAGAAUCACAACCACCUGACCUCUGUACAGUUCCCCGGUUUCUUACCGUGGGCCCCUUUCAAACGAAGACGAUCAAGGAAGGGUAGACACAAGGCUGCAAAGCGGAAGGGGCCGAAGGGCAGUCCACCUGGGCAUAAAAUAUCCAAGUGUGUUGUUGCUUUUGCAGUGGGAUUGAGUCUUGCUGGUGCAGGGUUGUUCCUUGGUUGGACCAUGGGGUGGUUCUUUCCUUCUCUUUAACAUCGGUGAUUAUGAAAUUAUCGAGGGAUUUAUCAAGGGGGAGGAAAGGAUAAAAGAAGAUAUGAGCAGAUGAUGGAAGUGAAGAUGUUGAAUUUAUUCUUGGGUUUCCCUAUCUUUUCCCUUUCCCUCGGUAAAUCUCGUCUUGUUUUCAUUUCUCUGGGUAACUUUCUUCGCAAAUUGUAGUCCAGACACAGCCUACCUGGUCUUGUUUGGUCUGUUAUCCUUGUUGGGACUUGGGAUUGGAUAUGAUCUUAGCUCUGUAAAUUCAGCUACUAGGGUAAGUUCGUAGAUUGCUGGUGCUUUCGUCUUGACUCUUGUGUGAUUGUGCAUGCACGGCGUAUAUUUAUCUAUCUUGUACUGCGAAAACUUGGAACUUUCUUUCUGCAAAGGUGUUGAUGAGUUGUUUAGUGUAUAAUCUUUCCAA